AUGUUUAGUCGUCUGUUAAAACCAAUUGUUAUUCCACCAUCACCAUUAACAUCAACAAUACGAUCAAAAUAUCUUCAACAGUUUCAUUUAUUAGUUGAUGUAACAAAAUAUGGAUUUAUGAAUGGUAUACAAGCAAAAAAUAUUCUUCAACAAACUGGAUUAUCACAAAUGUUACUUCAUCAAAUAGGGAAUUUAGCUGAUCAUGAUAAAGAUGAUCGUUUAACUCCGGAUGAAUUUGUUUUUGCAAUGCAUUAUUGUGAUAUUGAUGGAUAUAAAGAAUUACAACAACAUCGACAAUUAUUACGUGAACAAGAAAAACGUGUAGAAAGAGAACGUGAAGAACGAGAAUGUAAACGUGAAUUAGAAUUACAAAAACAAAAACAAAAAGAUAAUCAAAAACAUAAAAAACAAAUGGAAUUUGAAAGACAAUUAAAAAGAGAACGACAAAUGGAACAACCUAAAGAAGAAGAACGAAGAAAAUUAUUUGAACAACGAGAAACAGCAAGAAAAGAAAUUGAAUAUAAAAGUCGUCUUGAAUGGGAACGACAACAUAUGCAAGAAUUAACAACACAAUAA
Molecule: messenger RNA, 576 nt
Organism: Rotaria sp. Silwood1
Lineage: Eukaryota; Metazoa; Rotifera; Eurotatoria; Philodinida; Philodinidae
Source: the annotation of a GenBank genome assembly